Messenger RNA from Linum trigynum, 364 nucleotides. The record is from the annotation of a GenBank genome assembly. NCBI's taxonomy places the organism in Eukaryota, Viridiplantae, Streptophyta, Magnoliopsida, Malpighiales, Linaceae.
CAGUCUCGUCCCAAAACCUGAAACAAUCCUAAAUCCUUCCUUCCUGUGUUGGAAAAAAGGGAAAAACAGGAAAACAAAUGGAGAGGAAACAGGAAACAGUGUGGAUUGCUGUGGUUAUGUUAAUGGUGUGUUGCCUAAUAGCAUUUGCUCCAACAGUGACUACUGCUGCGUCUCGACCCUCCACCGGGAUUGCGAACCCUCCAUUGCUGUCGUCAUCCUCCAACAGUGAUGGAGGCGCCUCUUCUCCAUCGUCACCUCUUAUUCACAAAAAUAGCGACGCCGUGGUGUGCUGCUUCGCCAACUUCUUCACUUGCUGCACCAGCACUUGUUGCUGAUGCACCACAAUAUUAUUAGCUUGAUCCAA